Messenger RNA from Phodopus roborovskii (desert hamster), 1902 nucleotides. RefSeq names its product prostate transmembrane protein, androgen induced 1 (gene Pmepa1). NCBI's taxonomy places the organism in Eukaryota, Metazoa, Chordata, Mammalia, Rodentia, Cricetidae. The record is from RefSeq and is a predicted model, not a curated record. Gene Ontology annotation, cellular component: early endosome membrane; Golgi membrane. Gene Ontology annotation, biological process: negative regulation of transforming growth factor beta receptor signaling pathway. Bases 155 to 979 code for a protein of 274 amino acids. The transcript has 4 exons. Gene Ontology annotation, molecular function: R-SMAD binding.
CGGUGGCCGGGGGACCCAGCUCGCUCCGGGGACCUCGGCGGCGCCCCGAGCCCGCGCCGCGCCGCUCGCUGUAUGCGGGGCCCGAGCCCCGCGCGCCGGCCGGAGCCGCCCCCGCGCCCCGCGCCUCGCGCCCCGCGCCGCCCGUGACCGCUUGAUGGGGGUCAACGGCACCGCCGCCGCCGCCGCCGGGCAGCCCAAUGUCUCCUGCGCGUGCAACUGCCAGCGCUCUUUGUUCCCCAGCAUGGAGAUCACGGAGCUGGAGUUCGUGCAGAUAGUGGUCAUCGUGGUAGUGAUGAUGGUGAUGGUGGUGAUGAUCACAUGCCUGCUGAGCCACUACAAGCUCUCAGCCCGUUCCUUCAUCAGCCGCCACAGCCAGGCCAGGAGGAGAGACGACGGACUGUCCUCAGAAGGAUGCCUCUGGCCCUCAGAGAGCACGGUGUCAGCUGGAAUGCCAGAGCCACAGGUCUAUGCCCCUCCUCGACCCACUGACCGCCUCGCUGUGCCUCCCUUCGUCCAGCGGAGCCGUUUCCAGCCCACGUACCCCUACCUGCAGCAGGAGAUUGCCCUGCCUCCUACCAUCUCCCUGUCUGAUGGGGAAGAACCCCCACCCUACCAAGGUCCCUGCACCCUCCAGCUACGGGACCCUGAGCAACAGCUGGAGCUGAACCGAGAGUCUGUGCGCGCACCGCCCAACCGGACCAUCUUCGACAGCGACCUCAUGGACAGCGCCGUGCUGGGAGGCCCCUGCCCUCCCAGCAGUAACUCGGGCAUCAGCGCUACCUGCUACAGCAGCGGAGGGCGCAUGGAGGGGCCGCCCCCCACCUACAGUGAGGUCAUCGGCCACUACCCAGGCUCUUCCUUCCACCACCAGCAGAGUAACGGGCCGCCCUCCCUGAUAGAGGGGACCCGGCUCCAUCACCCUCACAUCGCCCCCCUGGAGAACAAGGAGAAGGAGAAACAGAAAGGUCACCCCCUCUAAGAGUGGGGGCCGGGGCACCUGUAGGCAAACUGCAGAGACACUCCGCACUUAAGAGAGAAGAGAGAGGAAGGCAGAGGACACACAGGCCGUGUGACAUGUGCCAACUCUCCUCUCUGUGUAUAAAUAUUUACAUGUUCUGUGUGGUCUGAAUGCAGAAGCUCAGAAAGCUUGCAAAAAAAAAAAAAAAAGCCACGUUUCUUUGUUGAGCCGUGUCUUGAAGGCAAAAGAGAAAAUCCUCCGCUAGUCUUUUUUUCAUUGUUCUUAGUUGAGCUCCAUGUGUGAAUGCUUAAUUUCUUUUGUUUAUGAUGGUUUCACUUAACUUUAAAGACAUAUUUGCACAAACCUUUGUUUAAAAUCUGCAAUAUUAUAUAUAUAUAUAAAUAUAUAUAAAAUAAGAGACACUGUAUGUGGGAAAGCAGGAGUAUUUUUGUACUAGAAGAGGCCUAUUAAAAAAAAAAAGUUGUUUUCUGAUCUAGAAGAGAAAAAAAAAUGGCAAAUUUUUGAGUGCCAACUCCGAAAGUGUGUAUUUACCUUGUAAAGAAAAAAAACCUACAAAGCAGAGGUUUAGAGCUAUUUAUAUAAAUGUUGAGAUUUUGCACUAUUUUUUAAUAUAAUAUAUCAGUGCUUGUUUGAUGGAAACUUCUAGAGAGUGUGUUGAGACUUGAAGGAGAAGUGUUGAGUUCGGUCUGAACAGAGCAGUGGAGUUGUCCCUCUGGAUCUCAGAGGGGCCCCCCUGUGCGAGAAAGUUGGGCUCCCCAGGACCGUGCUCCUGAAGCCAACGGAUGCUUCUGCCCAGACAGGCUGUGAGCAGUUACACAUUCCCGUGUCAUCCCUCUGGGUUACAGCUGAGUCAGGACUGCCCCACAGAGGCACCUGCUUGCAGAUGCCUUUCCCAAUAUGAAAAUAAACUGUUACUGAAGGAA